UAUUAGUUGCAUCGAAAAGUCGAGCACAGUUGAACAAGAAGUUUAGUUCGCAGACGAAACGCGCAAGCGUUCUUCCAUUAGUUAUUGGGUGCAUUUGGUUAAAUCCUGAACGUGGAUUGCAUCGAAGUCGGGCACAAUGCGGCCGCUUCUGCUGGAGGCUUCAGCCGUCCCGACCCUACUCAUAUUGGCUUUGCUGAGUACAUUGUGUGAAGCGAGCGACACUGGAGGCUGUGUACCCUGCACCUGUGUGUCAAACGAAACGCACAAAACCGUCACCGCCUGUAUGGACAUUGCCACCAUAGAUUUACGGGGGAAAGGUGUGACUGACAUCAUGAGUAUUGCCUUUUCCAUGUCACCAACAACAACAGCAAUACUUUUGACUGGAAUUCCAAUAAAAAGCCUGCCUGAUGGGAUAUUUGAUGGCGUACAAGCAUUACAGAAACUACACAUCGCUCACAUCAUGCUAACACAUUUGUCAGCAGAUAUCUUUAGAAACAACACUGGCUUGAGAGAAAUAGAUGUGAGUAACAAUCAACUUGCAAGCCUACCUGCUGGGAUAUUUGGUGACCUGACGUUUUUAGAGAAAGUAGUUUUGACUGGAAAUAAAAUUCAAAGCCUGCCUGAUGGGAUAUUUGAUGGCGUACGAGUAUUACAGAUACUAUACAUCUCUAACAACAAGCUAACAAAAUUGUCAGCAGAUAUCUUUAGAAACAACACUGCCUGGAAAGAAAUAAAUUUGUCUGGAAAUCAAAUUAACAGCCUGCCUGAUGGGAUAUUUGAUGGCAUACGAGGAUUACAAAAACUAUACAUCGCUGCCAACAUGCUAACACAUUUGCCAGCAGGCAUCUUUAGAAGCAACACUGACUUGAAAGAAAUAAAUUUGUCUGGAAAUCAAAUUAAAAGCCUGCCUGAUGGGAUAUUUGAUGGCGUACCAGGAUUACAAAAACUAUACAUCACUCACAACAAGCUUACACAUUUGUCAGCAGAUAUCUUUAGGAGCAACACUGACUUGAAAGAAAUAAUUUUGCCUGGAAAUCAAAUUGAAAGCCUGCCUGAUGGGAUAUUUGAUGGCGUACGAGGAUUACAGAAACUACACAUCUAUGACAACAAGCUGACAAAUUUGUCAGCAGGUAUCUUUAGAAGCAACACUGACUUGAAAGAAAUAAGCAUACAUGGCAAUUCCAGGCUAAUAGUAUUGCCACCAGAUAUCUUUCAAAACAACACUAACUUGGAGCUUUUGGAUUGGUCCAACAAUAUCAUGAAAACACUGCCAAUGGGUUUUUUCAGUACUUGGUCAUUCCAAUUGUCUGUACUCUUAAUAAAAAACACAAAUUUGGCAACACUAAACGCCGAUGUAUUCCAGGACUGUACUAAUCUUAAGACUUUGGGUCUUGAUGGCAACAAGCUGACACACCUUCCCCCUCGUCUAUUUCAACACCACAAGAAGCUGAUGAUUGUCGGAUUAAGCGGCAACCCACUGGACACCUUACCAGAAGCUCUUUUUGGGACUGAAAUAAAUUCAUUGACGCAGUUGUACAUUCAAGGAGACACAUUCACCAAAGAUCAUCGACUCUGUAGAGCAAGGCUGCCCUUGAACUAUGCGAACAAAACCAUUGGAAAUGAUCCUAUGAAGAAUUACGUAAAUGCUCUGACGGACAAGUUUUGUUUAAGUAGCUGUAACACUAUACCUGAAAUGGAGACAACUUGCCCCAAACACUACACAUGUGUUGGUUUGGUGUUUAAUUAUACAUGUGAACCGCUACCGAGAGUAUAUGUAUCAGCGGCAAAUGAGACUACGGUGCAUCGAGCGGAUACUCCACUAACACUAAUAUUUUGGGCAACUCACGACCCCAGACCAAAGGUCAAGCUCGAAUUUGAAGGUGCCACAAUUUGGGAGCAAACCAAUGAAACCAUUCCUGAUGGAGUUAUCGAUAAUGUCACAAUCACUGAAUAUCCGAUAACGACACGAAAUGCCAGUGGUGUGUAUACACUAACUGCAUCCAGUGCAAUUGGAACUGUCGUGCUCAAACAUAGAUUAAUCAUAGUUUCUGCACCAAUCAUCUCCAGCCCAUCUGAUGGCUCUAAAAUUCACGUCCGAGAGUUCAGUGCGCCAAUGAUAACGUGCAAUUCCAGCGGUAAUCCACACCCCGGAAUGGUUUGGCUGGGUCCUUCCAUGUUCGAGUACAUCCGGAGUCUUUCCGGCAAUGUUGUAAAGAAUGCCCUGGUCUUCCACUCCAUAUCCUAUACUUUUCCAAGCAUUACUCGUCUUGAUGCCGGAAAGUAUGUUUGUGAAGCCCCCAACUCUCAGGGGAACAGCAGUGUGACAUUGGAUAUUGUUGUCGAAUAUAUGCAGGAUGAGUGCAAAUGGCCAAACAGCCGUACGCUGGUCUACAGACCUGAUCAGAAUCGAUCCAUUAGCGUGACAUGCCAGUGCAGUGCGGUCCCCUUAGCAACAUACACGCGCACUAUUGAUCGGAUGUAUGGUGCCUUGAAGGGCAGUACAACCACGAAUAUCACAGCCAUCAACUCAACAUUCAUUCUGGAUAUUCUGCCGACAAGUGCUGGCACAUAUGGAUGUAGCGCCUCCAACAAUCCUCUUGCUGCACCAACUGAUGUGUUUAAUUCAACCUUUACUAUCGAUAUCAAAGCUCCGCCACAUAUGACGUUCAGUGACAAUACUGUCAGGUUGGGGAAUGAUAUCACUGUGGAUUGCACAGUAAGAAGUUUUCCUCGGUCAUCAGGAUUAGCAUGGACGUAUGCUAACACCACCAGCGUUGUGAACAAUGGCCAAUUUAAUGUGACUAUCCUUGGCAUGCCUAUGCUUAAUUCCACGACCGGUCUAUAUGAGCAAACCAUUUCCUUGUCCAUUACCAAUGUUCAAUUUUCACAUCGCGCGAAUUACCUCUGCGUUGCGGAAAAUGGUGUUUCUCCAACUGAUCCCGCUCUGGAUUUCCGUGGCAACAGCGAUGUUACAGCAACAGCUACAUUUAGCCUUGACACACAAGGUAUUUCCCACGCUAGUUUCUUUCCUGACGUGCCAAGCCAGAAUGUGUAUCACGUACGUGAAGCAAUGAUCGUCAAAUGCUCAGCCACUGGCUUUCCACAGCUCCAAAUUAAGUGGUUCAGCACCGCUGCGAGCUUCAGCAAUGCCACUCAGACACACAACGGAAUGUCCACUACCACGUACAGUUUCAAUGCCACGAGUGGCGAGGCGGUGGGUGUGUUGCAGAUCGACAGCAUCCAAUACUCAGAUGCUGGUCUCUACUGGUGCCAGCUAGAUAAUGGACUUUUCGACAAGUCCUCCAACUCUGUCAACAUCACCGUCUUGGGGUCCCCAAACAACACAUUCAUCAGUCCGCUGUUGACACUAAAAGAGUUCUCCAAAGGCAUUGUCAGCUGUGAGUUUACUGCCCGUCCCGCACCCUCUCUCACUUGGUAUGACCGGUCUGGAGUGAAAAUUUCAAACUCUCCCAACGCUACAGUUACUGUCAACCGGACUGUGCUGAAUCCGGAAGGUGACUUCACUGUUCGCUCAGUGCUUUCUCUGACCAAUGUACGCCGUGAUGAUAAUACCCAGUACCUGUGUGUAGCAAGCAAUGGACUGGCCAAUACGACUCGCCAGUUGAAUUCCGACCGCUCUAGCGGGGUGAAUUCUUCCUACUCAGCCACGGCGACAGCUACCCUGGACAUCUUAUUUGGUCCUGUUAUCACUAAGGGAUUGUACGAAUGGUAUAAUGUGGACCUAGGCGGGAACAUCACCUUAUCCUGCACAGCCACUGGCAACCCUUUGCCAGCGGUUUACUGGACCAGAUCUGCAUUUUACAAUUUAACCAGUCACUUUCGGGUUAGGAAUGGAAAGUCCCGAGAGAGCUUGGCACACAUUAGUGUCCCAGGACAGGAGUUGAAUGGAUCAAUCGGUUGUACGGUACAAAGCAACCUUAAUCAAGGAGUUACUUUAACCACGACAAUCUACUCGAAAGAUAUUGAUGAAUGUGCAUCCAAUCCCUGUGUGAACGGCAACUGCACUUCAGGAAUUCAGUGGUUCACUUGUUCUUGCGACGUUGGUUGGACGGGUAAUCUGUGUGACACAAAGCCCAAAGAUUAUGAUGAAUGCCUGUCCAAUCCUUGUUUAAACAAUGCAACAUGCCAGGACCAUCCCUUCGCUUUCACGUGUAUAUGUCCGCAAGGUUACAUGGGAUCACGCUGCCAAUCACUGAUAGCUUGCCCGGCUCUGCACAAGCGAGACAGCAGUGGUAUGCUAUGCAUACCAUGCUCAUGCAACGCAUUUGGAACAAGCGCAUGCGAUCCGGACAAAGGCAACUGUCUCUGUAAGGCUAACGUCACUGGGGACAACUGUGAUACCUGUGAAGAUGGCCUGUACGCUGCCGGUGUCAAUGUGGACUCCUGCCUGCAGUGCACAUGUGCUGCCAACACCACGCAGCCUGACAAGACCUGCAACGGAACGACUGGGGCCUGUAAUUGCCUGACGAGCUACGGGGGACGCAGUUGUCAGCAUUGCAGCCCUGGCAACUACAGAAAGGACGGUCACUGCGUGCCUUGUGUAUGUAGUGCGAGUGGCGCCUACGACACCAGCUGUGAUGUGUUAAGCGGCCAAUGCAAUUGCCGUCCGGGAAACACGGGCCAGCAGUGCAUGCAAUGUGAUGACGGUCACUACAGGCUCAGCCCUACCCUUUUACCACCAAAAUGCGUGCCUUACAAGACAAACCAGGAGUGCCAGUUGUGCAACUGUUCGCCGCUCGGGUCCAUAAGCGCAAGCUGCAGUGCAGACUCGGGAGAAUGCCAAUGCCGACCGAACUAUGAGGGUCACAAGUGUGACACAUGCAUCAGUCGUUCCCACUUCUACACGACGAAGAAUGGUUGCCAAGAGCUGGCUUCACAACUCUUUAAAGUCAGCGCUGAAACCUUGGUGAAUGCUACCAGAUUGAACCUGAAUCAUCCGUUUGUAUUCGGCUCAAAGUUUAAGUCCGUCAAGGACGUCACGGUGUCGGUCAACGGCUUUAUGUCACUUAACCGUUUCUCCGGUGGCUACAAUCUCAAUGCGCGUGUCACUGAGCAUGCUGCCAUCAUUGCACCCUACUGGACGGAACAGCGUCAUAGCAACGACUCAUGCCCAAGCGGCACAGUGCAAGUUCACUAUGUCAACAGCACAGAUGUUAAUGGAAAUUUGUCUGCGAUAAUAGCUGCUGUGGAAGCUCAGUUCAAGCCCCAAGCAGUAUUCAGGCCCAGGGAGGCAGUCAUUGCAACCUGGAGGGAUAUCCGUGACCAAAACAACAAGCGCAAUACAUUCCAGGCGGCGCUAAUCAGUGACGAAUGCCAAUCGUACGCUGUUAUGACAUACCCAGACGGCGGUAUAACCUGGGCUGGAUUCCCAUAUCCGGUGGUGGCUGCCGGUCAGCCACUGCCAACAUCCGGUACAGACCACGUAACCCCCAUCAGCGGUGUAUACAACUUGACCAACGGCUGCAAUGCUAAACUGCGUGCAGAAAAGGAGUGCCGUGCGCAAGUUACAAGCGCAAUCUUAAUACCAUUUUCCAAUUUGGUUAAAGGAGAUUGUCCGUCCAGUGUUGAAGUUGCCCGGUCGUUUACUGCCUUCAAGGAAAGAAAUGAAACCUCUAGCCAUGACUGCUUUGUUUCAGGCUUUAUCACUAGAGGAGGAAAUCAACUAGCUUCUCAAUGCUGCUAUUCUAAGGCCGGUGGACAAUUGGUGGUCUACGGUCCCUACCAGCCCUAUCAAUUAAUCUCUCGAGAUGAUGACAUUCUGCGUGCACGUUGCAACACAGCUGGUUUGUUACCCUAUUUCAUGGCGAGACGUAACAUACCGCAGCAUCACGUCACACUGAAGCAAGGUUUCUGCUACGGGGAUCCACAUUUCGUGAGCAUGGCUGGCAACAAGUUUGAUUUUCAUGUGGUGGGAGAGUAUACACUUGCACAUGCGACGGGUAAGGGGUAUUCCAUGACAAUUGUUGCUCGAAUGGAGAUCGUCCCGAUGAAUAAUUCCGCCAACUUCACGUCGAUCACUCGCAUAGCCAUCACAGUGGCUCAAGACAAUAAAACGGACACAUUGGAGGUCUACUCGAAACAAGGACAGAUUGAGGUUGAAGGAAGGUUGACCUCACAGGACAUUGAACGUGGUAAUGACAACUUCCAUCUUCAGCCCAGUACAAACAGCAUUAUUGCCCGCAUUGGAAGCGUCGGGGCAAACAUAUCAGUCCAGAGCCAUCCGAUUCUAGCUGUUGCCUUUCAAAUGCAAAACAAUACAAACUUCACCGGUCUGCUUGAUAUUGACCAUAAUGAUGACAUGGGUGGUGGAUCCACAACCCUCCAGGAGCAAGCAAAGCAAUACCAGGUUACGUCGACCCAGAGUCCAUUUGCCUACUUCACACCGAAUUCAUACGAGCACUUCAACCCGACUAAGCCACCAAACACAGGUACAGUGGAUACAUCAUCAGUUAAUGUCACUGAAUGCAGUCGCGACACCGAUUGUAUUGCCGACUAUCUGGUCACCGGAAACUUAGCCCUGGCUCAGAGCACUCGGGAAUUUAAUCAGGAAUUCAGCCUCGCCAGAAAUAUUUCUUCCCGGACCCCACCAAGCAUCAAAGUAACUCCAGCAGUUCUGCAUGGCACUUACCAACAGACCAGCACCGUUACUAUCACCGUAUCAACAGUGGCUCCUUUGACAAUUACCAAUCUACAAGCUUAUAGCGUGGGCGGAAUUAGCGUAACGAUAGGGCACGCGAGUGCCACUGAAUAUUCGGUGAUAUGGACACCAAGCAAACGGCUGCUUAUGGCCGGUGCCAUGGUAUAUGUAACGGCGCAGGACAGCGGGAAUGCAAGAGCUACACAGACAAUCCCUGUCACCCUCUGCGGCUGCUUUGGCACUUGCCAGCAGCCUCCAGCGGCAACUGAGCUGACAGAUGUGUUCACUCAGCUGGACUGUGCGUCAUGUGAUGCAGGUCGCACAGGUGAGAACUGUGCUGAAGAUCUGGACAGUUGUAUCGGCGAGCCGUGUGCGAAUCCGCUGUACAAGUGCACGGACAUCGCACUGCCAAGUACCGGGUUUAAGUGCUCGUGCCGACCAGGGUUCACGGAGGUCUAUGGUCAGUGCAAUGAGACUGAUGAGUGUAUGCUGGGCACGCAUAACUGUGCUACUGACGGCGGACGCAGCACUUGUAAGAAUACUAAUGGUUCCUAUCUGUGUGAAUGCUCACCUGGGUACAAUGGUCCUCCUACCUGUGCAGGAGAUUAUGAUGAAUGCUCCAUGGAUGCGGAUGAUUGCGAUGAUGGCAACUCUACUUGUACAAACAUAUUGGGAAGUUACAAAUGCUCUUGCCGAACCGGAUAUGAAGGAUCUGGAAGAUUGAGGACUGGAGGCUGUGCAAUAAUAACCUGCAAAGCACCAGUGAUAGCGCAUGGAAAGCGCCAGCAUCACAGCGUUGUGCAGUAUGACGAAGACGUCGUCUACUCUUGCAACACUGGGUACUGGAUCAAUGGUUCUGCAACAUCAACCUGCUCUGCUAACGGCAAGCUGACAGCAAUACCCGAAUGCGUCAUUGUCAAUUGCACCUUACCUAUGAUUGCUAAUGGAACAUGGGAAAAACCCUUGGUCUACUAUCUACAAACCGUAACCUUCCAGUGCGACAAUGGUUUUGGGCUAAUCGGUGAUAAGAAUCACACAUGUUCCCAGCAUGGAAACGUCACAGCAGAGCCGUCUUGUCGAGACAUUGAUGAAUGUAGCAGUGGGGCCCAUCAAUGUGAUGUCCAUGCCGUAUGUAACAACACUGAUGGUUCAUAUCUAUGUUCAUGUGCUACUGGUUAUUUUGGUAAUGGUACUGUAUGCUCACUUGUCAAUUGCACCUUACCUAUGAUUGCUAAUGGAACAUGGGAAAAACCCUUGGUCUACUAUCUACAAAGCGUAACCUUCCAGUGCGACAAUGGCUUUGGGCGAAUCGGUGAUAAGAAUCACACAUGUUCUCAGCAUGGAAACGUCAGAGCAGAGCCGUCUUGUCGAGACAUUGAUGAAUGUAGCAGUGGGGCCCAUCAAUGUGAUGUAAAUUCUUUGUGUGGAAACACUGUUGGUUCAUUUCUUUGUUCAUGUAUUACUGGUUAUUUUGGUAAUGGUACUGUAUGCUCACCUGUCAAUUGCACCUUACCUAUGAUUGCUAAUGGAACAUGGGAAAAACCCCUCGUCUACUAUCUGCAAAGCGUAACCUUCCAGUGCGACAAUGGCUUUGGGCAAAUCGGUGAUAAGAAUCACACAUGUUCUCAGCAUGGAAAUGUCACAGCAGAGCCGUCUUGUCAAGAACUUGAUGAAUGUGCCAGUGGUUCCCAUGAAUGUGAUGUACAUUCUUUGUGUGGAAACACUGUUGGUUCAUAUCUAUGUUCAUGCACUACUGGUUAUACUGGUAAUGGUACUGUCUGCUCACUCAAAGGCAAAUUUUGCUCGCCAUUCUCACUGCCCAACUUAGCAACUUCUCUCUCAUACAACGGAACUGAACGUUUGGGGGAUAACAUUUCCAUAGCGUGUGCUGCAGGCUUCGACGUAGUACAGGGAGCUAACAAGACAAACAUUUACAUUUGUUCUAAUGUCAAUGGCACGGGAAUGUGGCAAGGAGAUGCCAAAUGCUCCCAAUUAGAGGGAGAAGGUGGUACCAGCCAAUCCACCGUAGCGCUUAUUGCCAUUAGUGGUUUGUUGUGUGCUGGAGCGGCUGCAACCCUUGUUCUCUUUAUCUACCGGCGGGGCUUGCAAGCCUCACAUGUAAUCAGCAGAGAGUGUCCACCGCUGCCUGGACCAGUGAAAGGUGGGCAGGAUUACGACCCCAUUCGAAAGACACCCGCACACCCUAUACUCAGCGUGGAAGGAGACACUGAUUAUGAGCAUGAUCACAUCAAAAUGAGGGAAAUGUCUUCCACACGCACGGCUAAGAGGAAUACCAUAACGUCGUUAGUCACCGAACAUGAAGCAGAUAAUUAUUCUCUUUACGCAGAUACUGCAUCACAGAAACAAGGCUUGACUACAUCACCUUGCUCUAGCAGGCUCUCUGUAACCAGUAACACAGCAGGCGCUAUGGGUCACUGCUCCGAAACUGAACCUAGCCUGUACGACUCAGUUAAAGGGGUGAAUACCCGCCUCUCUGAAACCAGUGUCGGGGAAGCUAUCUACGAUGAAACCGGCCUCGGUAAUACUCCCAGCAGAGUUAAUGCCAUCUACGAUGAAACCGGCCUCGGUAAUUCUCCCAGUAAAGUUGAUGCCAUCUACGAUGAAACCGGCCUCGGUAAUACUCCCAGUAGAGUUGAUGCCAUCUACGAUGAAACCGGCCUCGGUAAUACUCCCAGUAAAGGCGAUGCCAUCUAUGAUGAAACAGGCCUUGGUAACACUCCCAGUAAAGUUGAUGCCAUCUAUGAUGAAACAGGCCUGGGUAAUACUCCCAGUAGAAUUGAUGCCAUCUAUGAUGAAACAGGCCUGGGUGAUACUGCCAGUAGAGUUGAUGCUGUGCAUGACAAGACAGGCUUGGUUGAUGCUACCAGUGUAUAUAGUGCUGUGUAUGCCGAAACAAACAAAGCAUCCGGCCUUGGUAAUACUGCAAGUAGAGGCGAUGCUGUGGAUGACAAGACAGACUUGGGUGAUACUACCAGUGUAUGCAGUGCUGUAUAUGCCGAAACGAACAAAGCAUCCGGCCUUGGUAAUACUGCAAGUAGAGACGAUGCUGUGGAUGACAAGACAGACUUGGGUGAUACUACCAGUGUAUGCAGUGCUGUAUAUGCCGAAACGAACAAAGCAUCCGGCCUUGGUAAUACUGCAAGUAGAGGCGAUGCUGUGGAUGACAAGACAGACUUGGGUGAUACUACCAGUGUAUGCAGUGCUGUAUAUGCCGAAACGAACAAAGCAUCCGGCCUUGGUAAUACUGCAAGUAGAGUUCAUGCUGUGGAUGACAAGACAGACUUGGGUGAUACUACCAGCGUAUAUAAUGCUGUAUAUGCCGAAACAAACAAAGGUGCUGAUACUGUUGGAGGUGUCGAUGUGAAUAAGGAAGCAGGCACUUAUACUAAUGGAGAUGAAGCCACCCAUACUGAAACCGAUCCAGGCAAUGAUACCAUGACGAGUGUGUACGCAAACAAUGGCAAAGGCCACACUCGCAGUGGGGAUGACAAUGUGUAUGAUGUAGCAUGUGCACCACAUCAAACAAGCAGAGGUGAUGCUGCCCAGGCCGAACCACAUCCAGGCAAUGAUGUCAUGCCGGGUGAUACUGGGUAUGAGGAAUCAGUCCCAGGCAAUGAUACCAUUCCAUAUUAUGUUGGCCAUGACGCAGCAGGCACGGCUGAUGAUACUUAUGAGGAAACUCCUGUACCAUAUGUCAUCUACGAUGACAAUGCCACGGCGGCGAAAUGUACUGAUGAAGGCGAGGACAUAUAUGCUGUAUUAAGUUAAGCUAAUCAUCGACAUCAGAGCCUCAACACAUAUCAUUGUGACAGUUACUAUUAUUAUGUCUCCUUUAUUCACUUACGCGUCAAUGUCAGCGGUGGUAAACCGCCCACAAACUCGCACAUGCUGAAAGGACCUGGAGUUCCUGGGGCCAAUUAAACACUACUAAUGUUGGAAAUCAUCCCAGGCUAGCCUUCGCUUGGUCUUUUCAUCCCAAUAGAUUGUAGGCAUGAGCAGCCCCAUCCGAUUUUAUAUCUGUUCAGGUUGUCUUCCUUUCUUCUUGCCAUUCUUUAUUUUCACUCUACAAAUUCUCUCUGAUGUUGCCUCCCUAAUCAUCUACACUACCAGACUUUCUGAAUUACCAUGGUUACUUGUGAGACCUUCCCCUCAGGGCCUGCUGGUUCGCACUUGAGUAAUUAUUAUAGAAAAUUGACAGGUUCUACAGUCAUACAGCAAGAAAAUUCGUUUCAGGAGAUGUGCACCAUGCGUUGCCAGCUGUGCUCCGCUCCAUACGUGAAAUAAACACUGUUUCUGUGAUUGUGGAUUUAUUUGAAGUGAAGCUGCACACCCAAAGUCUUCGAUUCAUUUGAUAUUAAUAAUCUUUAUUUCAUUAUAAGAUCUGCUGCUGCCGUCGGCUACUCAUUAGUUUGAGAUACAUUUUCAAGCACGAAUUCAUCCAUUCCGCUUAUAUCUUUUAAAAGAUCUUUUAAACUAGAUCUUUUGCUGCUUUCAACUAUCCUUUAAUUUGGGGAACAUUGCAAACACACAUUCUUCGCUUCCCUUCGAUUUGCAGAUUCCUUGCUCCACGUCAUCAAUCUGAGUGCUUUCCUCAC
Sycon ciliatum is the source of this 11274-nucleotide messenger RNA. RefSeq lists its product as uncharacterized. Gene Ontology annotation, molecular function: calcium ion binding; protein binding. NCBI's taxonomy places the organism in Eukaryota, Metazoa, Porifera, Calcarea, Leucosolenida, Sycettidae. The coding region runs from base 137 to 10447 and encodes 3436 amino acids. The transcript has 53 exons. The record is from RefSeq and is a predicted model, not a curated record. Gene Ontology annotation, cellular component: plasma membrane. Gene Ontology annotation, biological process: cell-matrix adhesion.